Gigantopelta aegis is the source of this 1400-nucleotide messenger RNA. Its product is annotated as fibroleukin-like. The coding region runs from base 1 to 1065 and encodes 354 amino acids. The record is from RefSeq and is a predicted model, not a curated record. The transcript is spliced from 3 exons. Lineage: Eukaryota; Metazoa; Mollusca; Gastropoda; Neomphalida; Peltospiridae.
AUGGCACUUCAGAAGAUAUUUCUGGCGUGCUUUGUAAGUGUUUGUCAUUCACAGGUCACAGAACUGUAUGGUUACCGUCAGUACUUACAGGAACUUGACUUGAGAGAGAAGACAUCGCGGUAUCUUGGCUACACCCAGCAGGAAUACAGUCCGCUGGGGUGUGUGCUGUGGUGUAAUCACCGACCGAGCUGUUGGUCUGUGUUGUCCUGUCCUCAGCUUGCCAGCAGCAAUCCUCAGAAACACAACUGUCUUCUGCUGGAAGAGCUGGCGAAAACAUCACCUGUCAUCACAGAGAGUAACUUGACCACGUGCAGUUUCUACUCUAUGAAAAACCGUUGUGUUAAUGGUGGAACGGUUGUUAACGAUGCAUGUGUGUGCAAUGAUGGUUUUUAUGGUCUCCAUUGUGAACAGUUCUACAGAGACUGCAGUGAUGCCUACAAUGAUGGUAUGAGGGGACUUCACUUGCUGUACGUCAAACCAGACGGACUCUUCGUUCCCUUGAUGGUCAAGUGUUACUUGGAGUAUGGCGGCUGGACAGAGAUUGCUCGUCAGGAUUCCGACUGUACUGUGAAUCACAAUCGCACGUGGGCUGAAUACAAAUCUGAGUUUGGUGAUGCCAACUUAUGUAACUGGCGCGGACUCGACUUUAUUCACCACUUCACGAAGGAAGGCACUACUAUCCUAGAUGCAGUCGUUAUCAACGAGGCGGGCAUUAGAACACAUGCCUAUUAUGACAACUUCAGGAUCCGAAACGAAACGGACGACUAUUUGAUGCACUACGACGGUUACAGACCAUUCACCAGCAAGCCAGCUGAAGAUGGAUUUGGAUUUGGUGGCAGUACCUUACAGGCCAAAGAUCAACCGUUUGUCACAUACGACCGUGAUAGGAACAACUGCGCUCUGGACACAGGAACUGGAUGGUGGUUCAACUCUGGAUGCGCAAGCGUAAACCUCCAUCUGAAGCUACAGGCGCAGGUGCCUCAGGGGUCUGCUUAUGCCCAGUGGCCUGUGAAUCUCAGUUUACGCCCAAUCACUGGUUAUGUUCUCCAAAUCAAGCGGACAUAACUUUUAUCUGCAUCUUGAACUGUGAUUCAAGCAACUCUUAAGGUAGAGAGACAUUGGCCCUUUGUCGGAUUCGUAAGUGUUAAAGGCUCAUCGUGUACAUUGCCACAUUACCCAAUUGCUAUUUUUUGUUAAAUACUAAGUCGCUACAACGUUUAGUCUUUGGCUAAUAAAUUUUCUUUAAAUUAACCAUUUUUAAUAGCUUUCUUUGGAAAUGCUCGACAUAUCUCAAAAUUGGCUAAACAGAAAUGGUUCCAGUGUGAGUCCGCCCUAGUGUUGAACGUCAACAGCUGGUUUUCAAAAACUAAUCAAUGACCAAUCUAAUCGGGCAUGUGAGU